GCAGUGUGGAAGUAGUUGGUAGAGCGCAGGCAGUCUAAUCCACAAAACACCUUUUCAGCUACGGGAGAAAUAUACAUCUGUGUGCUUGUCUUGUCCGCAUCGCUUGGACCAAUUGGAUAGGAUUUGUAUUGAUUUUAACAGGCUCCGACAGAAGCGCAGUCAGUGAAGGACGUUUGAAUUAUUGACUUCUGAUUAGUUCUCGAUUAAGUUAUAGAUCAAAGGUUUUUUGUUUUAACAACGACAUAAGAUUAAUUUAAAUCAGAAUAUUGGUGACACUGUGCUAAAGAAAUAAAGGAGCACAGACAGCAUGGCGAGAGAGGACGCUCGGAGCUGGCAUGAAUUCACAAAAAUGAUCGGACUGUUCAGCCUGGUCACUUUACUGACUUUUCAAGGGGCGGUGUCUCAGCAGGUGAAGGUGGAACCGGAGGUGAUGUCAUACCCCAGCCAGGCGGUCAACCUGAGGUGUGCCUUUACAGACGCUGGAGGGAUACAGCUCACACAGGUAUCCUGGAUCUAUGAGCCCAAGGAGGGCGAGAGGCUCAACAUCGCCGUUUACCACCCUAGUUUUGGGGCAAGUUACCCCACAUCGCCCCUGAAGGGGCGUGUCAGCUUCACGACGAACCCCCCCUCCCUCAGCAACCCCUCCAUCCAGAUCUCGGACGUCAAGAUGACUGACGAGGGGAAAUACAUCUGUGAAUACGCCACCUACCCCAGCGGCAACGAACAGGGCGUCACCUCCCUCGUCAUGCUAGCCAAACCCAGGAACUCUGCCUCCGGGGUAACAGCGAUAGCCUCCACUGUCGCCGCGGGAGCCAAGCCAGUUGUCGUGGCCCGCUGUGAGUCGGUCGACGGUCGCCCUGCUGCCCAGAUCGCCUGGGUGACGGCUGUCAACGGCAACGCUACCUCCGCCUCUAAGGCGGGCGUUGACAACACCGUGACGGUAUCCAGCGAGUACAUGCUGGUUCCCACAGCAGCAGACAACGGCAAAGACAUCAGCUGUGUGGUGUCCCACCGGACCCAGGCCAAGCCUGAGAGCUUCCUGAUGAAACUGACCAUAGAGUACCCCCCACAGGUGACCAUCGGGGGCUAUGAUGAUAACUGGUACGUGGGUCGGACCAACGUGGCUCUGACCUGUCAGGCUACUGGCAACCCCAUCCCUACCACCCUCACAUGGAAAACUAUGACCGGUCAGAUGCCAGACACAGUGCAGAUAAAAGAAAAUGUGCUGACCGUGCUGAAGGUGGAUGAGCAGACCAACACAACCUUUGUCUGCGAGGUCAAGAACCGCCUGGGCACCGGCAAGGACCAGGUCACUGUUAUGGUCAGAGAACCCUCUAUGGUCCCGUCCAACGCGGGCGUGGUGGCAGGUGCUGUGAUUGGCUCCCUUCUGGUCCUCCUCCUCGUCGCUGCCCUUAUUGCCGUCCUGGUCACCCGCAGCCGCCGGCAACAGCAGGGUUACCGCAGCAACCCAAACCACAGCUCCUACGACAUCAAGUCACGCAUCUUCGGCAGUGGCAAGAAGGGGAGCAAGAACGGGACGGGUGCUGGCGCCGGGGGCAACGGGGCGGGCGGCAACAACAACAGCCCCAUCUACGUCUACAGGGAGGGCUCCGCCCAUGAUGGCAUGACUGAGAAGGCCAAUCACCACGUGCCGCUACACCUAGGGGGGCGUGGUGAGGGUGGGGUUGGGACGGCGCCCACGGCGCAGGACAUCCUGCUGAGCAGCGAGCUGGACGAGGCGGAACGGAGGAAGUUUGACCAGCUGGAGGACGACGAGGAGAGUUACGACCACUUCGGAGGGGGCGGGCCCAUCCUGCAGCUCCGCCCACCACAUGACCAGGAUGGAAUCAUUGGCGGUUACCUUGACGACGACAUGGAGUCUCAGCGCGACGGGUCGGUCAUCUCACGGACUGCCGUGUACGUGUAGAGAGAACGGGAGGAGAAAGAGGAGGAGGAAGGGAAAGCAGGUUGGAGGAAUGAAAGGAGAGAUGAAAUGUCCUCCUUCCAGAGGACUCGGUGGUGUUGGGUAUUACUCUCCCCACAGUGAAAUAUAUUAACAACGACCAACAAUGCAGCCCAGAGAGAGAGAGCAAGAUGAACUGAAUGAAGUGGCUGAGGGAGGGAAUGUACAGAAACAAGAUGGAGGACUGGUGCAUUGACAAGACAACUAUGCUCUCUAAUCCCAAUAUGAAGAAAAGUGGAUCACUUGGUAUCUAUCUACCAAAACAAAUGAAAGAAAUCCUAAAACGAUCUUUCUGACAUCGCUGCUCUGUCUGUGUUCCUCCUUUCCUUAGCUUAGGGACCUUGGAGAUUGAAGCCUCCUGAGACACACUGUAGUAGGGACUUGUGUGUAAAAUGGCAUCUCCAUGCAGCCGUUCCCUCACUAGCUAGAGAAACUCCUCACUAAAAUAUUCACUCUUAUCUCCACUAAACGCACAGUAGCAAUGUAAGGGGUGUCACGGUGAUAUCUGCUCCCUGCUAUUCUCGUCUCUCUCCUGUGGGACAAUGUUUGUUCCGGCUACAGUAGCCUUGUUUCUGCUGUAUGUGACAGUACUGGGGAAGGGAAAGUUUGGCAGGGAAAGUGGUCGAUGUGGUAAAGUAAAAUGUCUGAUACUCUCUCUAGUGUCUGUAUGUUGCUGGAGGCCUCCUCUCUCUUCCUCAUCAACUGGAAGUAUGCACAGAAUUGAGUUUGGGACAUUCUGAAAUGAUAAACAACUUACUGAAGGAAGGGUAGUCAUCUAGAUGAUGAGAGUGCACGAAAGAGGGAUUGAUGGAGGGAUAGGAGGAAGGGAAUGGAUAGAGGGAAACCGUACAGCUGUUCUCUCAUCUCCGGAGAGACUGGGAUAGAGGGAAACCAUACAGCUGUUCUCUCAUCUCCGGAGAGACUGGGAUAGAGGGAAACCAUACAGCUGUUCUCUCAUCUCCGGAGAGACUGGGAUAGAGGGAAACCGUACAGCUGUUCUCCCUCUCCUCCGUUUGAUCCCUCUCUUCUUGUGGUGUUCCUGACAGGAAGAGUUUUAUUGCUAAUAAGCCGUGAAGCCACCGCUCAGCUUAGCACACACACACACCAAAUUACCACCGCUCCCUUUUCCGCUCUCUCUCGCUCCCUGUCAAUCUUCUCUCUUC
Coregonus clupeaformis (lake whitefish) is the source of this 3126-nucleotide messenger RNA. Its product is annotated as nectin-2-like. The coding region runs from base 308 to 1927 and encodes 539 amino acids. Lineage: Eukaryota; Metazoa; Chordata; Actinopteri; Salmoniformes; Salmonidae. The record is from RefSeq and is a predicted model, not a curated record. The transcript is spliced from 7 exons.